GCCCAACCGGAAGCUUUCUUGUAACGACUAGUUUUCCUCACCAUCCACGGGAUUGUGGUCCCUCUGGCCCCUUGAAAAGAAUCCCCGAUGACCGGUGAACUUACUUGACAGCGAGGAAAGCCUUCACUCAGGUACGCUAAAUAUGCCUGUGAGGAGUCGUGUUUACAGACCCGGGCUCGACAGCUGCAGCUGAACGAAGGUAACGUUGAUAAGCGCGACGGGAGAGCGGAAGUUGUUCUGUUAAAACACUCGGAGCAGUCCAGACAGUUUUUGUACAGUGGAGAGAAGACCUGCUUGGAGUUUGUGUCAGUAUAUCAAAGGAACUUCGACAGACAGGUGCUAUGAGCAGUGAGCUGAACGUGCCUAUGGGUUCCCCGGCCCCAGGAGUCUCAGAGCGGGCCCCGGACGGUGGGGGGAUGGACUACAGGGACUGGGUGCGACGCAGUUACCUGGAGCUGGUCAGCUCCAACCACCACUCAGUGCAGGCCCUGUCCUGGAGAAAACUCUACUUGAGCCGGGCCAAGCUGAAGGCCUCCAGCAGGACGUCUGCGCUGCUCUCUGGCUUCGCAAUGGUGGCCAUGGUGGAGGUUGAUCUGGAGAUGCAGUACAGUUACCCACGCGUGCUCCUCAUUGCCUUCAGCGUGUGCACCACCGUGCUGGUGGCGGUGCACCUCUUUGCUCUGCUGAUCAGCACCUGCAUCCUCCCCAACGUGGAGGCCGUCAGCAACAUCCACAACCUCAACUCUGUCAGCGAGUCACCCCACGAGCGUAUGCACUACUACAUCGAGCUGGCCUGGGGCUUCUCCACAGCCCUGGGCAUCUUGCUGUUUUUAGCAGAGGUGGUGCUCCUCUGCUGGAUCAAGUUCCUCCCUGUGGACUCCAGCGUGGCCAAAGAGGGGACCACCUGCAGCACCACAACAGCCACUGCUGCGCUAAAACCUACGCCAGCUCCACCGCAGUACAGCGGCUGGCAGGCCGCGCUUGCCUCUACCAUCAUCAUGGUGCCAGUGGGUGUGAUUUUUUUGGUUUUCACCAUUCACUUCUAUCGCUCUCUGGUGCGCCACAAGACAGAGCGUCACCACCAGGAGAUCGAGGAACUGCACAAGAUUAAGGUGCAGCUAGACGGCCAUGAGAGAGGCCUCCAGACUGUGUGAUAACAUGACGGAAGCUUUAAGAACUUCCCUUUGUAUCCCAUAUUUAUCAAGUCCUCUCCCUUCUCUGACAUUUGUUCUGGUCAGAGUUAACGCCUUGCUUGGGCUCGUCAGCAGAGAGCUUUAAAGCAGCUCACUUUGCUGCACAGACAGCCAAAACAUGUCAGACUGCUAAUUUAUUCUUACGGUAAAGUUGCGUUGUAGUAUUUGUAUAGUGACCAUGUCUGUGUUUUGGAUCUGUAACGUGUUGGUCAAAGAUAAUGUAAAAAGGUUUACAGAAAAAGGGCUAUUGAGUUCUGUGGGCCAUGUCUGUGUUUUUGUCUGUGUUAGGGAUUCACUCUGAGGCUAUUAUAAAUCUUUUAGCUACCCUCACACCUUGCUAGCAAAGAGGUGCCAUCCUUAACACCUUAAGUAACUUGCCAUAACCCCAAAAAUGUAACUUGACUGUAGUUGCUGUCUGUAAGCUGGUUUCACCAAAGAUUGUGCGUGUUUUUGCAGUUCAACAACACCAACAGAGCGUCAAGUCAGUGUCAUAAGUGGUGAACCUCCCAGUUAAACGUAUAUUCAUAAAUAAAUAAUUUAGGAUGAUUGGUUAAAUAGUUGUGAAUCAGGACCUCCAGUGUUUGGUGCAUGUGGCCUAUGAAAAAUAAGAUGUGCCAAAGUAAGUUUUACAACUACAGCUGGGACCACCACUAACAACUAAAAUGAUAUGUUACUGCGACCUGCGAUUAUUUUGACGGAAAACUAAAAUUUAAAAAAAAAUAUUUAAAUCAUGAUGAUGUGACAUUUUAUCAAACAUGUUUUAAAUCUGGAGGACAAGAUAUGUAGGCUGGGGCAUCUCUGCAGCACUACAGUACUUCAGUAUAAUAAUCUUUUAUCACACAUUUUAGCUUCAUCAAAACAUUGCAGCUUCAGCUGUCAGAAACCUGUUGCAUGGAUUCUAUGGUGAGUGCAGGCCUCACCGUUCACUCUCAGCCUGCUCCUCAGUCAGAUUCACAUUUCACAUAAAACUGUGCUUGUUGUUUUUAACUGUAAAAAGCCAAGUUGUGCAAGGAACUUGGUGUAUGUUUCACUCUAUUUUGACUGAUUGAGGGCAUCUCUACACCGUGUAUGUGCGUGUUUACCAGGAUUCGAAUAGUUCUAAUGUGAAGUCUUAAAAAUUUUGUAUUUCGUGUCUGUGUUUUUACACCCAAAAUCUCAGAAGAGCCUCAAACGUUUUGUCAUUCACUUCCUUCAAAUAGCUUUUAUUGUCUUUUACAAAGACCAUGGAGCCUGUGUAAAAGGUGUCAAAUUAGUCCAUUCUGCAUAUCAAGCUGCUCAAAGUGCUUAAAUAUGAAUGUGUUACUGUCUAAGUAUAGCUCUGUCUUACAGAAUUAUUGCCUUUUUCAUGAACUGCUGUUUUGCUUAAGGUCACAUAACACAAGCCGAUUUGUUUGCUAGGAAUGUAGUUAAGCAGGUCAAAGUUUAAACCAAUACAGUUUAAACGUUGGAGUCUGAUGAAGGGCUAGAAAAAAAUCAAAGAGUUUGACGGAAAUGAGAACAGUCACAGAAUGCAUGUUGAUAUCAGCUUUACCUUGUUUCUUCCAGUUGUACUAAAUAUUGGAGACGUGUGUGUGUGUGUGUGUGUUAAAUGAAAGACUCAACAUAGAGUUGGCACUGCCUUGAAUGAGGUUGGAGUAUGUUAUUGCAAACCUGUUAUCACAUUCCAAAUAAGAUGACUGACCAAAGUGUUGCUCAGUUGUUGUUUUUUUUAUUUUUUUUCUUGCUUCUCAGAGGAGACAAAGUGCACUUGUAGUCUAAUUGAACAGUGAGUGAGUGCGGGAGGUUUGUUGUGAGAAAACCUUGCUUUGUCUGUGUUUGUGGAUUUGUGCUUCUUAAAUGAAUGCUGCAAAGGUCAUGGAGACCUGUGUUGUAAAGUAAAUUCACAGCCUGCAGCAGACUUUAAAAAAUAAAAUAAAAACACUCAAGUUCUCA
This is a messenger RNA of Micropterus dolomieu (smallmouth bass), 3125 nucleotides long. It is a transcript of the gene orai2, whose product is annotated as ORAI calcium release-activated calcium modulator 2. Lineage: Eukaryota; Metazoa; Chordata; Actinopteri; Centrarchiformes; Centrarchidae. The transcript has 3 exons. Gene Ontology annotation, biological process: store-operated calcium entry. The record is from RefSeq and is a predicted model, not a curated record. Gene Ontology annotation, molecular function: store-operated calcium channel activity. Bases 342 to 1154 code for a protein of 270 amino acids. Gene Ontology annotation, cellular component: membrane.